AUGAGAGUGACAACAACAAAUCGAACAUCUAAACUUCAAACACCAACUAGAACUAAAACAUCAUCAACAACAAUACUUAAUGAACAAACAGGUCAUCUACAAAAUGGUACAACUAUUGUUUCACCAACGUCAUCCAAUAAUGGUACACUGCGUUUAAUCGAUUCAGGUGAUUAUUUAUCAACAGCAGUAUCACCACCACCACCACAACAACAACAACCGGUAACAACAUCAGCAAUGCUUCAAUUUUUACAACCAUCAUCUAAUGCAAUACAAAAUAUGCUUAUUCAACAAAUACUAACAAGUCCUGAACAGCAACGUCUUCUUGUUGAAAAAAUCAAUCAACAGUUAAGUGAACAAAUUCAACUUAAUCUUGUUCAACCAACAACAACAACGACAACAUCAAAUUCUGACGUUAUUAAACAAAUUCAAAAUCAAAUAGCAAAUCAACAGCUUCUUCUUCAACAAGUUUCUUCUAAACAACAACAACAGCAACAACAACAACAAAUUCCUAGUUUAUUUAGUAUUACAAAUUCAAAUGGUUCUAAUCAACCAACAACAGCUACUGUUCAAUAUUUAACAACAACAACACCAAACAAUUCAUCAACUAGUGAAUCUCCGUCAGUGAUUUCAAUAUCAACACGUCCUCAUCAUCAACCGACAACAAUCAACAUCACAGAUCUGCUAACAGCAGGUCGAACCAUUACCGGUUUAAAUAUAAUCGGAACAAAUAAUACUAUUCCAACUGAAGCUCGUAUUAUUAUGCCAACAGCAACUACAACAACAAUAAAUCGUUCAACACAACAAGAUUCAUCAAAUAAUCCAUUAUAUCAACGAAAUUAUUGUCGUUGGCCAAGUUGUGAUACAUUAUGUUCAUCUUUAAUGGAUUUUAAUCGACAUCUUAACGAUGAACAUUCACUUGAUGAUCGUUCUGUUGCUCAAGCACGUGUACAACAACAUGUUGUACAACAAUUAGAAGCAUUAUUAACACGUGAACGUGAAAUACUUCAAGCAAUGAUGAAACAUUUACAUGGUGGUAGUCAACCAAUAAAUUCAAAUGGUGCAUCAUCAUCAAAUCCAACAACAACAGCACAUGUUAUUACACAUCAACCAUCACGUACAUUAACAUCAUAUCAUAAUAAUCGUUCAACACAAUUAUCAUCACCAACAUCUUCAUCAACAAUACCAACAACAACAUUUCAACAUUUACCUAUUGUUAAAUUAGAAAAUGCUUAUUUAACAUCAACAGGUCUUGUUAAAAAAACAACACAAGAUCUUUCAUCAACAAAUAAUACAACUGCACAAACUAUAUUACGUGCUAGUGCAUCAAGUUCACCACCACCUGUUCAUACAGUUGAAGAAGAAGUUGGUGAUGAUACACAAGAUGAUGAUGAAGAUGAUGAUGAUGAUAUGGUUGAUACUAAUGGUAGUACAUCAACAUUAUCAAGAACUCAUGGAAAUAAUCUAUCGAUUGUUUCAAUGGGUUCGACUGGAAAACAUCAUCAAAUGAGUAGAAAAUCAAAAGGAAUGUUGGCAUUAGGUGGAAAAAAAGCUGGAAAAGGAAAAGAAUUAAAAAAUCGAGAUUAUUAUAUGACACAUGAUGUACGUCCACCAUUUACAUAUGCAACAUUAAUUCGUCAAGCUAUUAUUGAAUCUCCAGAUAAUCAAUUAACACUAAAUGAAGUUUAUAAAUGGUUCGAAGCACAAUUUCUUUAUUUUCGUAAAAAUGCACAGACAUGGAAAAAUGCUGUACGACAUAAUUUAUCAUUACAUAAAUGUUUUAUGCGUGUUGAAAAUAUAAAAGGUGCAGUAUGGACUGUAGAUGAAAAUGAAUUUUGUAAAAGACGUUUAACACGAGGAGCAGAAAAAGGAAAUAAUCAUAAUGAAUCAUCAUCAUCUUAUGGUCAUAAUACAUCUACUGGUGAUGAUCAAGCACUUUACUCGUAUCCAUUUGGUAUGGAAGAUGAUUAUAAAGAUUUUAAAGGUCUUUUAAAUUCUCAUAAUGUUGAAGAUGACGAUGAUGACAAUUCUACUAGUGUUAAUGGAAAUCAUGGUCAACAUAAUGAACAAUCAAGAGAUAUUAAUCAUAAUCAAUAUGAACAAACUGAUGAUGAUGAUGGACAAAAUGAUAUGAGUUUAACACAUGGAGAUGAUGAUCAAGUUGAUGAAUAA
Messenger RNA from Rotaria sp. Silwood1, 2169 nucleotides. The record is from the annotation of a GenBank genome assembly. NCBI's taxonomy places the organism in Eukaryota, Metazoa, Rotifera, Eurotatoria, Philodinida, Philodinidae.